Molecule: messenger RNA, 757 nt
Organism: Camelina sativa (false flax)
Lineage: Eukaryota; Viridiplantae; Streptophyta; Magnoliopsida; Brassicales; Brassicaceae
Source: RefSeq, a predicted model, not a curated record
ACGAAAGCUUUUUUUCCUCUCUCUUUCAUUUCACGAGCCAAUCACAAAAAAAAUUCAUCUAGGGUUUGGUAUCUCUCUCAAUUGCUGUUGAGGGUGUGAUUGAGACGCUAAGAGAGGUUGGGUGGUCGACGAGUCCUCGUUCCUAGGGUUUGUGAUUUGUUCGGACUCUAAUGGUGAAGAAGCGAAAAUCCGAUGAAGCCACACGGAUCGAUGAAGUUGAUCAAACAAUGUAUGGAGCGUUUCGAGGCGCUGCUAAUUCGCUCUCUCAGCUCUAUACAUGCCAUGAACCAUCAAUGCGUCUCUUUCCUCGCUGGUAAACGUCGCGGCAUGGAUGAGCUUGAAUAUGAACCUGAGGAGACAUCGAUACCAAUCCCUGUGCAAGAGUUCCAUCAAACCCAACAAUUCGCACCACCAAACGUAAAUACUUCAGUAGCUCAUGGUCCUUCAAGUCACAUAGCACAACAUUAUGAUUGUAACAAAGAGAAAGUCUUGGUUCCACCAAAUGGUCUCUCAAGUCCUGUUCGAAGAACCUUUCAGGAAUUCAACUUGUGUGAGGCUAAAUCUGGUAACCAGAAUCCAAACUCUACAGGUGAGGAGUUAUCUUACUGAAAAUCUUGUUUCUUUUGGCAAAACUGAAAACAAAUCAUCCCAUUGUAAAGUCUCAAUUGUUCUGUGGUUAAAGUAUUGUCUCAUGUAAAUAUGUAAUACACAAAUCACUUCUUGAAACUUUGAGUGCUUUAAGGUUCCUCUAUCUUCA